AUGGACGAUGAUAAGGCGAGGAGCAACGGCCAGGAUGGGAGAGGAAGAAAGCAAGCAGAUGCAAAGAGGCGCCUGCAGGUGAAACGGAACAAAAGUCGUCGAUGGUCUCGCAGCGGGACUGGCCUGGUUUACAGGCUGGUGGGAAACACAGCGGAAGCGCUCGGGCCAUGGCACCAUACCCCAGAGGGGGCUAGCGGGGCUGGGCGGCAGUUGGAAGGCGCGAUCGGCACAGGGGCGGGCGGCGCCCGCUUAGGCAGGCCUGCCCGCGUCCUUGACUCGAAAACGAACGUCGUGCAGGGGCGGUGGGCGUGUGCGUGUGUCGCUGCCAUCACAUAA
This is a messenger RNA of Bipolaris zeicola 26-R-13, 336 nucleotides long. RefSeq lists its product as uncharacterized. The coding region runs from base 1 to 336 and encodes 111 amino acids. The record is from RefSeq and is a predicted model, not a curated record. NCBI's taxonomy places the organism in Eukaryota, Fungi, Ascomycota, Dothideomycetes, Pleosporales, Pleosporaceae. The transcript has a single exon.